GCCUCAUCUUCUGAAAGUGAAGCAGCCCCUGGAAAAGAUGGGGAUUUCUGCUUGCGCGCAAAACUGCAGCAAAACCGGAGAAGGCGCCUUCACCGGAGAGGUCAGUGCAGCGCAACUGAAAGACUCACGUGUCCAGUGGACUCUAGUGGGCCACUCCGAGCGGCGUACCAAGUACGGCGAGACCGAUGAGGACGUGGCGGAGAAGGUGGUACAAGCCCUGGCUGCAGACAUGAAGGUUGUCUUGGCCAUCGGUGAGCUGCUGGAGGAGCGCGAGGGUGGCAAGACCAACGAAGUGAACGAGCGGAUGCUGGCUCCCGUCAUCAAGAAGGUCAAGGCGGAGGACUGGAACCGCAUUGUCAUCGCGUAUGAGCCCGUCUGGGCCAUCGGCACUGGCAAGGUGGCAACACCUGAGCAGGCUGAGGAGACACAUGCUGCGAUCCGUGCCCACCUGGCCACCGCGGUGAGCGAGGAAGUGGCUGAAAAGGUGCGAAUCCAGUACGGCGGUUCCGUCACCGUGGACAACUGUGCUGAGCUGAUCAAGAAGCCGAACAUCGACGGCUUCCUGGUUGGAGGAGCCUCGCUCAAGCCAACCUUCAUGGAGAUCAUCCAGAAGAGCACUCCUCCGCCGGUGCUGAAGAAGCCCAAGUUCUCCAAGAUUUCGGACCUGCUCCCGAACACGAAG
Messenger RNA from Symbiodinium pilosum, 682 nucleotides. NCBI's taxonomy places the organism in Eukaryota, Dinophyceae, Suessiales, Symbiodiniaceae. The record is from the annotation of a GenBank genome assembly.